UUCGAUAAUUUUUCAAACUUCCAUUUUCGCCUUCUCCAAUCUUCUCCUCCUUUAUAUAUUCCCGGAGCCCCAGCGAGUCGCUUGCCGGAGGUUUUACUUUCUUCUCAAUCAAAUUCUUCAAUAUUACAACAAUUCGCCGAACAACGGAGGAGAUACCAAAAGAAAAAGAAAAGACCCAUCUCAAUUCCCAUUUCUCGCUUUCCAAUCCCUGUAAAUCUUUGUUUCAAGGUUUAAAACGCGCGGAGGGGUUUUCAGAUUCGAUUUCUGCGGGCUGAAGAUUUUGUUUUGCGGUGCUUCGGUCGGUUUUGUUCGACCCUUUUCAGGAAAUGGAGAGGUUGUCGGCGGUAGCAACGGUUGCUUCACUGCCGGAGAGGACGACGACGGUGGCGUGUGGGUUUGUGAGCUGGUAUGAGGUUUUCGUAUCCAGUGACAGAGGUAGAAGGGAGGUUCAUUAUUAUCUGAAGCGCGGCGACGGAAGCUCAGAUCUGGCGGUCGUGGGGAAGGAGAAGAGCUUGAGGCACAUGUCUUAUCACUAUGCUUUGCAGAAUCGGUUCCUUAAUUCCGUGGGGCCUUUUUCGUCGCUCACGAAGCUCAAAUCUCGUAGAGAGGUGGUUGAGUGGCUAAGCUCUGUUGUUUCUGAUUUUCAGCGUCAACCAUCUGAUCGUAUGAUGGACCGGGAUGGUGCAGAUGCUUGCCCCUCUCAGGAUGGACCUUUGAAGGAUGUCCAACAGAUAAAAUUGGGUCAACAUACCAGGGAUUUUUCAUGGUUAGGAUGUCCUUGGACGUGUAAGCGAAAGCGUCGGCACUAUCCAUCAUUCAGUCGGAAUGGUAUUAAGAUCUCGGUUCAUGACUUCGUUUACGUCUUAGCCGAGGAAGGCAAGCGUCUUGUUGCAUACUUGGAGGAUAUGUAUGAGGACUCUAGAAGCAACAGGAUGGUUGUGGUACGAUGGUUUCACAAAAUUGAUGAGGUUGAUAUUGUUUUGCCCCGCAAAUUUAAUGACAGAGAGAUUUUCUUUUCUCUUUGUCUUCAAGAUCUCAGUAUUGAGUGCAUAGAUGGCUUGGCGACUGUUCUCAGUCCCCACCAUUUUCAGAAGUUCCAGAACGAGGCUAAACAUACUCGAUUGGAGCCGUUUGUAUGUGACAGGCAAUUUGAUAAUGAUGAUAUCAAAUCCUUUGAUAUUACACAGGUCAAAGGGUAUUGGAAACAAGAAAUACUUAGAUACAUGUAUGCUCUUUCUUCCUCAAAAUCCCAUGGCCAGCCUCAGCAGUCGGAAGAUGACGCGAAUGCUGCGAUGAGACCUAGAAAGAGGCACCGACGGUCAAAAGAUGAUGACUUGCAAAAUAUUGACAAGAGGCAGCAGCCACUGGCACAUGUGUCUUCUUGUCAAGAUGUUCGUGGCUCGGGUAACAACAUGGUUGAUUUUAAAAGCAAUGGUGUCAUCUUCAGUCCGAGAGGGGGCUGUGCUUCCAAAACUUUUCUAGGCAAGGAGUUGAAGAACAACAAUUCUUCAGGUCGGUUAACUGUAGGAUCGGAGGUUGAAGUUCUUUCACAAGACAGUGGCAUAAGAGGGUGUUGGUUCAGAGCUUCUAUAAUUAAGAAGCGUAGAGACAAGGUCAAGGUCCAAUAUCAUGAUCUUCAGGAUGCAGACGUUGAAUCAAAUAAACUUGUGGAAUGGCUUUCAUCUACCAGAGUUGCAGCCCCUGAUCAAUUGGGUCUGCGCAUCAAUGGAAGAUUAGUUGUUCGUCCACAGCCUGGUAUGGGUAGCAAAAUUUCCUUAGAUUACAAUAUCGGGACAGUUGUCGAUGUAUGGUGGCAUGACGGUUGGUGGGAAGGAAUUGUAGUUCGGAAGGAACCUGAAGAGAAGCUCCGAGUUCACUUGCAAGGUGAAAAGCAAGAAUUAGUUUUUGGCCCCGGUGAGUUGAGGCAUUCUCAAGAAUGGUUCGGAAACAGGUGGAUGCAAAUGCAGGAAAGGGCAGACAUUGCAACCUCCAUUUUAACUCGAACCGGGAACAAGGGCCUCACCGAUAAGGCUUCCAACGGCAAGUUAACCACGUCAACCCAAGUUGCCAUUUGCGAUACGAAGCAACAACCGGAUGAAGAUAGAAUUCAAUCAAUUGAACCUCGUCCAAACUCCAACACCGGUAAGGCUAAAGAAUCCUGCACAGUUCCAGAUCUCUCCAAGGACGAUUCGCUCUUUAAACUGCGGUGGACAGUUUCGAGAAAAAGAAGCCAGCCCAGUGGCAGCAACUCAUUGCCGAAGCAUCUCGAGGAUCCAAGCAAAUCCUUUCCUCCCUCGUUAGCUUCUUCCAGUCCAUGUGAAAGAUUUGUUAUUCCAGCAUCCAUGAAAGUAGAUCAUGAUAACUGCAAGUACCUUGGGGAUUCUCUGUUCACUUCAUCAGUGGUGCCUCCUCUCUCAAGCUUGGUAAUGUCAAGAUGAUUUGGUAAAAACAAAAACUGCCUUGUGGAUUGAUUGUGCUCUUUUUUUGUUGAUCUUCCCUUUUAGCAGUUCAAUUUAUUUUAGUUUUAUAGUGAUGGUGCAUCUAUUCGAUGCUUUCUUUUGUAUUUUUUUUUUUGGCUAACCUGCUUUUAUUUGUAAUCUGAUAGCAUAGAAAGGUUAACUUGAGGGAGUGUGCGUGUCCAAUCUAAAGUUAUUUGUAUGUGUAUAUGUAAUGACAGCCCAAUGGGCAUCACAAAGCCCUCUCCCUCAUGUUUGAGGCAUCAAAAUUUUAAUGUUAGUGCAGAAUGAAAAUCUAAGAAUUAGAAGGUUUCUAACUCA
Momordica charantia (bitter melon) is the source of this 2777-nucleotide messenger RNA. RefSeq names its product Agenet and bromo-adjacent homology (BAH) domain-containing protein. NCBI's taxonomy places the organism in Eukaryota, Viridiplantae, Streptophyta, Magnoliopsida, Cucurbitales, Cucurbitaceae. The record is from RefSeq and is a predicted model, not a curated record. Gene Ontology annotation, molecular function: chromatin binding.